AUUUACACAAGUAUGCAGUAAAGGGGGCUGGAUACUGCCACGAUUUCUGGGUACAUUCCAAUCCAUAUUCACUCUAGUCCGCUCUCAGCCGUGUGCAUUGAAUAGGGCGAUCUGUAGCAUAUGUAGCCUUGGAUUCUACAGUUGCUACUGACAGUCCCUAGGAAGAACACGGUCUAAAUAGCACGCACAACUACUGCAAGGUUUCUUCAGUUGGGAGUGUGCCGGACUACAGUAUGGCUGUGCGGAGACUACCGAUCUGGUGGAUUGCAGGAUUAUUAUGUGGAAUUUGUUUAGUUGCACAAGCGUUACCUCAAGCUGAUGAAUUAGAGUUGAUUCGACUUAAAUUAUCGAACUCCUUACAAAGAGGCGGCAGAGCAAAGAGACAGCUACCUUCUGGACCCAACGUGUGUAAAUGCGAAAGAGGGUGUAGAUGCAAUUGCCCUCCUGAUACGUUCUGCAACGAAACAUUGCCUGGCGUUGGUCAAUCUGGUAUCCCUGGCCUUCCUGGACGUCCAGGCGCUUCUGGUCCUCCGGGGGAGAGAGGAGUCGAAGGACCAAAUGGCGAUAUGGGUAACCAGGGACUUCGUGGAAAUAUUGGAGCUCCUGGAAAUGCUGGAACACCAGGCCCUUCAGGGCCACCUGGCAUUACCCUUAUUGGUGCCCCAGUUGGAACAGUUUUGACACAAGAAGAAUUGGACCAAAUCAUCACCAUAUGGACAUCCAUGCAGCACCAGAUUGCAUCAGGAUUACGUCAUGUUGGUCGUAUUGGACCUUCAGGACUAAUGGGAAGACCUGGACCUCGUGGAGAACCGGGACAUGACGGUGAACCAGGUGAUCAAGGRCCAAAGGGUACACGUGGCGAUGUUGGACCAUCAGGACCACCCGGCCCAUCUGGAGAUCCUGGGCGACCUGGGAAAGACGGUGAAGAAGGUCUGCCUGGUCGUGCUGGGCCUCCUGGCAAAAAUGGUGACAAGGGCGAUCGCGGUGCUCAAGGUCAAUUUGGACUGCCAGGCAAAAAAGGCCCYAGGGGAAGGCCUGGUCGCCAAGGUCAAAAGGGACGAAGGGGAAUCACUGGUGAAAAGGGAUCUCAAGGAACUCAGGGAAAGCAAGGCAAAUCUGGAGAGAGGGGCGUACAAGGUCCCCGAGGUGCAGUUGGCCCAGCCGGCCCUGCUGGUCCCAAGGGCUCCAUGGGUCUGCGUGGAAACCAAGGCCCUCCCGGUCAAAAGGGAAAUGCAGGCGUACCUGGUCCUCAAGGUAUUCCUGGUAGCCGUGGUCCUCGAGGUGACCCUGGACCCGAUGGCCCUGCUGGACCACGAGGAGUACCUGGAGAUGUUGGUAACCCCGGACCGCCUGGCCCCACAGGAGAUCGAGGUUCUCCGGGUUCUCCAGGCGCAGAUGGAGUAGCAGGGGAGAAAGGAAGCGCUGGAUCACAAGGACCUGCUGGCCCUACCGGAUCUAACGGUCUGACCGGUCCCAAGGGUCACGAAGGCAGAGCUGGAAGACCUGGUCGUAAAGGAGAUGUGGGUCCAACCGGAGAGAAGGGGGUGAAAGGAGCCAGUGGAGCAAAAGGAGACAAGGCUCCAGAUGGUGAACAAGGCAAACCUGGACGACGUGGAGUUGCUGGUGCUACGGGCGAGGAAGGCAAGCGUGGACCCGCCGGGGCUGCAGGUCCAGCAGGACCCAAGGGUACUAGAGGUUCUCCUGGUUUCCCAGGUGUUAACGGAGCCAAAGGACAUAAGGGCAAACGUGGAGGAAGGGGCAGGCGUGGUUCACGAGGAGACCGUGGAGAUCCAGGCCCCGCUGGAGUUGACGGUCAACCGGGAGGACCUGGUACUAGGGGACCACGUGGUCAAAAGGGCAAACCAGGGAGUCCCGGACGAUCUGGAACUCCUGGUUACCCUGGCAACCCUGGCCAAGCCGGUACUCAAGGACCUGCUGGCCCUGAGGGAUUCAAAGGACCAACUGGACCCCCCGGAAUACAAGGACCUAGGGGAGGUGUAGGAGCGCAAGGUGCUAAUGGACCCGAUGGCGCCGCAGGACCCAUGGGUGAAGCCGGAUUACCAGGAGAACAAGGUCUACAAGGACCACAAGGACCACAGGGACCCAAAGGAAAAGUAGGAGCUGCUGGUGAUAAAGGUGUUGAAGGGACAGUGGGUCCCAAGGGUGAUACCGGAGAAAAAGGGGAACGCGGCAAAGACGGUGGUCAGGGACCCCCUGGAGACAACGGCAAGAACGGCGCAAACGGUGCUGAUGGCGAGGCAGGUGAAGAUGGUCCAGCUGGUAAUCAAGGUGCACAGGGACCGGCUGGCCUAAGGGGCGCUCCAGGGUCCCAAGGAAAGGAUGGAGAAAUGGGUCCUGCUGGGCCACAAGGGCCCAAUGGUAAAAGUGGAUCACAGGGACCUCAGGGCCCUGAAGGUCCUGUUGGUCCACCUGGACAGAACGGGGAWAGAGGAGAACAGGGAGUAGAAGGAGAGCAAGGCCCUGUAGGACGGCAAGGAGCAACCGGACCUGACGGUGGUCCUGGUAACCCUGGACCCCAAGGAGAACGGGGACCAAAAGGAGAAGUAGGAGAGCAGGGUAGCGCUGGUUUCCCUGGACGAAAUGGCGCCCGUGGACAACGAGGUGGUGCUGGGCAGCCUGGUAAUCCUGGCCUUCCUGGACCCGUUGGACCCAUAGGCGAGGCAGGAACACGGGGAACAAGAGGAAAACGAGGACCAGCCGGCGAGACGGGAGACUCUGGACCUGUUGGUCCUGCAGGCGCUACUGGAGCACAAGGGGAACAGGGUAAACAAGGUCCUAUUGGGGACAAGGGAGAUCGUGGACAAGCUGGUGCUGAAGGUCAACCUGGAAGUCAGGGGUCACGUGGUCCUGCUGGACCCAUAGGUGGUAAGGGUCCACGCGGUAAUAAGGGUGAACAAGGAGGUGCCGGUGAGAAGGGCAGUAAGGGAGAUGCUGGUGUUCAAGGUACAGAUGGUGACAACGGACCCAAUGGAGCACCAGGCAAAGAUGGAGCUCCUGGUAAAGACGGUACCAAGGGACAGGCCGGACAGCAAGGUCCUAUUGGUCCUGCUGGAUCACAAGGUCAAGCUGGAAGCAGAGGUGAACCUGGCUUCCCUGGACCAAUUGGCAACAUCGGACCUGCUGGUGCUCCUGGAGAUAGAGGUGAUGAUGGUCCAAAUGGACGAGAUGGCCCUCCUGGACCCCCUGGCGGUCGAGGACCAAGUGGACCGAAAGGUAGACGUGGUGUUAUGGGUGUGGCUGGUCAACCAGGUGAACGUGGAGCGCGCGGCGGGACUGGACUGGGUGGAUCGAAAGGUGAAAAGGGUAAUAUGGGCCUUCGAGGAAUCCGUGGCGUUGUAGGUCCAACUGGUAUCGUGGGUGAGCCAGGACAACCUGGACAGAAGGGGACGAAGGGAAGAACCGGAUCGAAGGGUGAAAUGGGAGAUCAAGGUGAAGAUGGUGCACGAGGUGCUACUGGAGCUGAGGGUGAGCAAGGCAUCAAAGGAAUGUCUGGAGGUGGGGGCGUUAAGGGUAUCAAGGGCUAUCGUGGAAAGCUUGGUGCCAUCGGUCCCCGUGGACCCAGCGGUCCUAAGGGAGAUAUUGGAGAGCCUGGUACGCGUGGAACUCGAGGACCAAAAGGUCCAAAGGGCUUCCGUGGUGAAGAAGGACCUAGUGGUCCACCUGGUGACCAAGGUGCCCCGGGUAGAUAUGGAGAUUCUGGAGAGAAGGGAGAAUCGGGGGUUUCAGGACUGAAGGGAAGGCGUGGAAGAAUGGGACAACCUGGCGCUCCUGGACCCCCUGGACCAACGCCUCAAAACCUAUUCGGGUCCAGAGCAGCUAAUCGUGCAAACGAGCCUCCUGCAUCUAGUACUAGCCAAGAUAAAGGACGCACAAAACGAUCCAUAGAGCUUGAGGCCAUCCAAUACAAUACUGUAGUUAUUGAUGCUAUAUUUGAUGCAAGCGAAGAGUUUAAUAAAAUCGUACGACCAUCAGGCGAAAAGGACAGCCCCGCACGAACCUGCCGUGAAUUGAUGAAGACCAACAACCAACUACGCGAUGAUAAUUAUUGGCUCGAUCCCAACCAGGGAGUGACUCAAGACUCCUUCCGUGCCUUCUGUAAUUUUACAGCUGGUGGACAGACUUGUAUUAAACCCCUAAAACGCUUGGGACGCUGGGAGUUUGAUGGAAAAUUGCUGUUUUCUGAUAAUAAAGAUGGUUACAAGAUUGCAUACGAGGCCGAUGCGGUCCAAAUGAAAUUCCUCAGACUUUUGAGCCGUCAAGCUACACAAACAAUUCAACACGACUGUGUUAAAGACGAGAUUCAGCUUCUCGGCACCAACAACAGGGAACUUGCUAACAAUAACAAUGGUUGCAAGGUUGGACAAAGAAUUGUGCACAAUUUACAGAAGAAAGAUUUGCUUCCUCUACGAGACUUUGCUAUCAAUAAAAACGAUGGCCAUAUUGACUUUGAGUUGGGCCCCGUCUGCUUCACCUAAAACACGACCGAUGGCUAUUUUUCCGGGUAAUCGUGGUGUAUAAUUAUGUACGUUUUGACCAGUACACCCAUAGUUUCAUCUUAGCCAGAUAAACAGAAACCUCUUCACUCACACUUUGUAAUAAAUGAAGACACUAUUUUUGUACUGUUCAAUUGUAAACAUUACGUUAGUAAUAAAAUGUUUAUAGAAAGAAAUGCCCAGGGACGAACGAAAUUCUUCUGAUCCCAUGUAGAAAGUAGGGACUCAUCGUACAUAAUCUCCCUACUGGUGAGUUAUAAAUACCACAGGCCGUAUAUUCUUUUCAAUAAUCAUAAUAAAUUAUUAGUAUAAUAGAAUUGUAAUGUCAASUGCAUARGUUUAGGAGAAUAUCGAAUGAAGACCGUAUUCAAWGAGAAAUUCAGAAUUAAACCUAGUUUUAUUACAAUAUAUUUUCACACAAACAG
This is a messenger RNA of Exaiptasia diaphana, 4939 nucleotides long. Its product is annotated as collagen alpha-1(I) chain. Gene Ontology annotation, molecular function: extracellular matrix structural constituent. The transcript has 75 exons. The coding region runs from base 234 to 4496 and encodes 1420 amino acids. The record is from RefSeq and is a predicted model, not a curated record. NCBI's taxonomy places the organism in Eukaryota, Metazoa, Cnidaria, Anthozoa, Actiniaria, Aiptasiidae.